Molecule: messenger RNA, 1008 nt
Organism: Talaromyces proteolyticus
Lineage: Eukaryota; Fungi; Ascomycota; Eurotiomycetes; Eurotiales; Trichocomaceae
Exons: 1
Coding region: 1-1008 (335 amino acids)
Molecular function (GO): oxidoreductase activity, acting on the CH-OH group of donors, NAD or NADP as acceptor
Source: RefSeq, a predicted model, not a curated record
AUGAAGGUCCUUGUUACUGGUGCUAAUGGUUUCUAUGCCGGGGCGGUGAUGGACCGUCUGGUUCAACUGGGAAUUGACUUUCAUGGUACUGUCAGGAGUGGAAAAUCCGUUGCUCCGUUGAAACAACGUUACGGUGACUCUAUCACGAUAUUUAUUGUUCCCGAUAUUUGCAAUGAGUCUGCCUUCGUAGAAUCCAUCAAGGGUUGCGACGCUGUCCUUCAUAUCGCUUCUCCUUUCACCUCCAAAAUGAAUGACGCUAAAGACUUCUUGGAUCCAGCCAUCAAAGGUGCUUUGUCUGCGUUACAAUCAGCUGCAAAAACACCAUCCGUUAAACGAGUGGUUAUGACAUCUUCCGCAUCAGCCAUGAUUGAUCCGCAGAACGAGUUGGGCUUUUUCCGACCUGGAUAUACGUAUACGGAAAACGACUGGAAUCCAUUGACCUAUGAGACCGCUUCCAAAUCUUCAGCUUUCUCCGUUGUGUACACAGCAUCGAAGGCCUUAGCCGAAAGAGCGGCAUGGGACUUCAUGGAGAAGGAGCCUCGGUCUUUCGACCUCGUCUGUAUUAAUCCAGCCCAUACCUGGGGUGAAUACUCUCAAUAUGUGCCGUCGCCAGAGUCAAUGAACAAGACAAACUCUGACCUAUCAAAACUAAUAGAUGGGAAGCAAGAGGAUGUUCCUGCAGUGACUUUCCCCUGGAUGACAGAUAUUGGCUCGGUUGCAGAUGCCCACAUUGCUGCGCUGUUGCGUCCGGAGGCCAAUGGCCGCUAUAUAGUCGCUACUGAGUCAAUGGACUUUCAGCAGGUGGUUGAAACCAUGCACACACAUUUCCCUCAAGCAGAGUGGAUCAAGAAUGUGCCGAAAGGAAAGACCGGAGAGAGGAAAUUGAACUGUUUCAGGUUGGACAAUUCUAAGUCCCGGAGAGACUUAGGUCUGACCUUUCCACCUGUUGAGAAAGCAAUCAUUGAUUUUUGCAGAAAAUACCAGGAGGAUAGAAAGGCAUGGCUGUAA